AUGGCGAAAGAGAACGCGGCGCUCUCCGCCCUCCCCGAGACCCCCGUGUCCAAGGCCAAGGCAGGGCUCGCCUCCCGCCCGCCCAAGUCCACGGCCCUGAAGCGCCUGGGCGAGGAGCCCGAGGAGCCCGAGAAGCGGCGGGGGCGCCAGCGGUACGUGGAGAAGGACGGCAAGUGCAACGUGCAGCACGGGAACGUGCACGAGACCUACCGCUACCUGACCGACAUCUUCACCACCCUGGUGGACCUCAAGUGGCGCUUCAGCCUGCUGGUGUUCAUCCUGGCCUACGCCGUCACCUGGCUCUUCUUCGGCCUCAUCUGGUGGCUCAUCGCCUACUGCCGGGGCGACCUGGAGCACCUGGGCGACGACGCCUGGACGCCCUGCGUCAACAACCUGAACGGCUUCGUCUCGGCCUUCCUCUUCUCCAUCGAGACGGAGACCACCAUCGGCUACGGGCACCGCGUCAUCACGGACAAGUGCCCCGAGGGCAUCGUGCUGCUGCUGCUGCAGGCCAUCCUGGGCUCCAUGGUCAACGCCUUCAUGGUGGGCUGCAUGUUCGUCAAGAUCUCCCAGCCCAACAAGCGGGCCGAGACGCUGGUCUUCUCCUCGCACGCCGUCAUCUCCCUGCGGGACGACCGCCUCUGCCUCAUGUUCCGCGUGGGCGACCUGCGCAACUCGCACAUCGUGGAGGCCUCCAUCCGGGCCAAGCUGAUCAAGUCCAAGCAGACGCAGGAGGGCGAGUUCAUCCCGCUCAACCAGACGGACAUCAACGUGGGCUUCGAGACGGGCGACGACCGCCUCUUCCUGGUCUCGCCCCUCAUCAUCAGCCACGAGAUCAACGAGCAGAGCCCCUUCUGGGAGGUCUCCAAGGAGCAGCUCAGGAAGGACGAGUUCGAGAUCGUCGUCAUCCUGGAGGGGAUGGUGGAGGCGACAGGGAUGACGUGCCAAGCACGGAGCUCGUACCUGGUGGACGAGGUGCUGUGGGGGCACCGCUUCAUGUCCGUCCUGUCCCUCGAGGACGGCUUCUACGAGGUGGACUACAACAGCUUCCACCUGACCUUCGAGGUGCCCACCCCCAGCUGCAGCGCCCGGGAGCUGUGCGACGCGGCGGCUCGCAUGGACGCCCACCUGUACUGGUCGAUCCCGAGCCGGCUGGACGAGAAAGUGGAAGACGGGACUGAGGAGAAGCAAGAGGGAGUGGAAGAUGGGCCGGAGAAGGACGGGGAAGUGGACGAUGGGGCGGAGGAGAAGCGCGAGAAAGCCGACGAUGGGCCGGAGGGCGGCACGGCGAGGAACGGCAACCUCACCAGCCUGGAGAGCGAGUCCAAGGUGUAA
This is a messenger RNA of Varanus komodoensis (Komodo dragon), 1335 nucleotides long. It is a transcript of the gene KCNJ9, whose product is annotated as potassium inwardly rectifying channel subfamily J member 9. Gene Ontology annotation, cellular component: plasma membrane. Gene Ontology annotation, biological process: potassium ion import across plasma membrane; regulation of monoatomic ion transmembrane transport. The transcript is spliced from 2 exons. The record is from RefSeq and is a predicted model, not a curated record. Lineage: Eukaryota; Metazoa; Chordata; Lepidosauria; Squamata; Varanidae. Gene Ontology annotation, molecular function: G-protein activated inward rectifier potassium channel activity. Bases 1 to 1335 code for a protein of 444 amino acids.